Messenger RNA from Manihot esculenta (cassava), 696 nucleotides. RefSeq names its product stress-response A/B barrel domain-containing protein HS1. Bases 52 to 381 code for a protein of 109 amino acids. The record is from RefSeq and is a predicted model, not a curated record. NCBI's taxonomy places the organism in Eukaryota, Viridiplantae, Streptophyta, Magnoliopsida, Malpighiales, Euphorbiaceae. Gene Ontology annotation, biological process: pollen tube adhesion. The transcript is spliced from 3 exons.
AAGUAGAUGGAGUAGAUAGAUCCCACCUGCCACAGAAAUCGCAGAAAGACAAUGGAGGAAGCCAAGGGAGUAGUAAAGCACAUCUUCCUAGCCAAGUUCAAAGAAGAAAUCUCAUCUGACCAAAUUGAGAAACUCAUUAAGGGAUAUGCCAAUCUCGUCAAUCUAAUCGAACCCAUGAAGGCUUUCCACUGGGGUACAGAUGUGAGUAAUGAGAACCUGCAUCAAGGUUUCACUCACGUCUUUGAAUCUACCUUUGAGAGUACAGAAGGAGUUGCAGAAUAUGUAUCUCAUCCUGCUCAUGUUGAAUUUGCCAAUUUGUUCUUAGCUGCUGCAGAGAAAGUUAUUGUUAUUGACUAUAAGCCCACAACUGUUCGCCUCUAAAUUGUGAGGCUGUAGCCAAGGAGACUGGAGGAGAGAGAGGAAGCCUCUUAUAUGAGAGUUGAGAGGCAGCAAUUGAUGCAGAAGCUACAGAUGAAGAUGAGGAACGAGGUCGUGUAAAAACUUCGUCUAAUCAUGUUUGUGGAACCCUUUUGGUUGUGUGCAUGUUCAAUAAUUUUUUUUUUCCAACAUGUUUGAUUGAUGAUGACACUACGAUAUUACAUUGUAUCUUCCUGUAAGGCUUAAAUUGUAUGUCUGUCUAUCUGUAAACCUUUAUUAAAAUCUGCUAAAUUGAAUGUUGCCAGAUUUUUCAUCGAA